ACUUAUUCAUGCAAAAAUUAUUUAUUGUAUACUUACCCAAGCAUUGGGGAUACAGCCUUAAAAAAGAUUACGACCCUUCCCUCACAAAGCUUGCAUUCUUGAGAGGGAGACUGAUAAUAAGCAACAAAUCCAAAACAUUGUUUCAGACGGUGAUGAGUGCUGAGAAGGAAAUAAAGCAAGGCCAAGUCUUUAUAGAGUGUUUGUGGCUAUUUUAGAUGUAUGGUCAGUCAAGGGUUCUUCGCAGAGGUGACAUUUGAGUUGAGACUUAAAUGACAAGAUGGAAUCAGUAGGCAAAGCACUAAGCAGAAGAAACAGUUCUUGUGCGAGGAGCAAGAAAAAGGAAUGAUUAACAAUGAUGGAUGGAACUUGGCGACUUCCGGGAACAGCAUGAAGGCCUUUGUGAUCAAAACAUGGUGAGUAUGUGCUGAUGAGGUCCCAGAGUUAGGCAAGGAGUUUCAUUUUUUAUUCUAAGUGCAGUUGGUAUCCACUGGAAGUUUCAAGUAGAGCGUGGAUUGUGAGGGAUGUAAUAAUAACAGACAGUUUAAAAUACAAUAUUGUACUUCGAUUUGACUUCUUCGAAACCUAGUUUCCAAUUCCAGUGCUGGUCAAACAACACCCUGGCCGUCCCUGUUUGAGCAGGCUGUUUGCGCUUGCCGCGGCUUGUUUGUCCCUGGCGCCCCGCUGUUGAAAGCCUCGGAGCGUGUGACAGUUGGCAGGCGCAGUGAGGCGCAGCUCGAGCCAAGUCAAUGCAGGGGCCGGGGCUGAGGGAGGGGAAGAGGCAGAGGAGGCGGUGAUGGCGCGCUGGGAGGGCGGCGGCCUCUGCAGCGAGGGUGGUGGCGAUGCGCACACCGAGAGGAGAAGAAGGAAGCGGUCCCCGACGAGCCUCCUCAGGGCUUACGGGGCCCCUGGCGGUUCGGCCUCGGAGGCUAGCGGGGCUGCCCGAUUUGGCACUGGAAACAAUGGUGGCUCGGGGCUGGAGGCAAUGGCGCGAGUGCUGCGGGGCAGGGGCGACUAGGGGAGUUUCGGUUUCUCGGGCCUAGCGCCGCGGAGCCUUGCUGCGGGCCCCAGUGGUGGCACCCCCGGGAACCGCAGGUGUUGAUUUAAGGCUCGGAACAGGCGGGCCUUCUGCCCACAUCCUGCGGCGCCCGCGACCCGGGCCGGACGAUCCGGCGCCGGGUUUUGUUAUCCGCCCGCACCUAGAGGCCGCGCCCGCAGCCGCCAGCCCCGGGACUGGACCCCAGGGCGCCCUCAGCCCUGCGGGGUCCCCGCCCUCUCUUCCGUCUCCUCCUCACCGCCCUCCUGGGGCACUCUGAUGCGGGCGGGCAUCUCUGCCGAAAACACCUACAGCGCCCGCUCCCUCGGUUCUUCGAGCAGUGAUCCCUCCGCGGCCAACCUCCCCAGGGAAACCGGCGAUUCGCGGUUCGGAUAGCGACCUUCGCCCGCAGGUUCCUGCUCUGCCUUCAGACCUCGGCUUCAGUGGCACCUGCUCAGCGAGGCCUCGUCUCACCAAGCCAUCCGAAUUAACUACCCACUCACUCGCCAUCACAUCACCCCGAUUUAAUGCGCAGCGGGGCACUGACUUUACACUCGUGUGUCUUCUGUGUUUAUUUAUGGUCUGUUUCUGGAAUGUCCGCUCCUGGGACUGGGACCAUGUUUUUCUGGCGCAGUGAGGGUGUCUCGGCGUCCAGGAUCGGGCGGGUCGCAGUAGGGAUCCACAUUUGUUGAGUGACUGAACACGGUUCCCGGCCGGGAAGAACGCCGCAGCUGGGUCCACUUCAGGCAGGGGCUGGGCUUUCCCGGCCCCGCCUAGGCCCCGCCCCCAGCGCGAACCCGCUCCCACCUCGCCUGUCCGCGGAGCAGCCGGGGGUUUGACUGUGCUUUUCCCUCUUGCUUCCCUCGCUCUUUCUGCAGCCGCCACGAAAACCCGGAACGGCGGAGCCACCGAGCGGCGGAGCGGCGCCGCCCCUCGCGGCACCUCCCUGGCAGCCCUUGGAGGCCGCGUUGGGCAUGCUCAGUCGGCUGGGCCGCCUCAGCUCUCGGAGUAGGAAGCUCGGGCGCUCCGGCUGUAAGGAGCCGCGGCGGGGGGAAAAUGGAGCCCUUCACCAAUGAUCGGCUUCAGCUCCCCAGGAAUAUGAUUGAAAACAGCAUGUUUGAGGAAGAACCAGAUGUGGUGGAUUUAGCCAAAGAGCCUUGUUUACAUCCUCUAGAGCCUGAUGAGGUGGAAUAUGAGCCCCGGGGUUCCCGACUGCUGGUGCGGGGUCUUGGUGAACAUGAGAUGGAGGAGGAUGAAGAGGAUUAUGAGUCAUCAGCAAAGCUGCUGGGCAUGUCCUUCAUGAAUAGAAGCUCAGGCCUUCGGAACAGUGCAACUGGUUACAGGCAGAGCCCAGAUGGGGCUUGUUCAGUACCCUCUGCAAGGACCAUGGUGGUCUGUGCUUUUGUCAUUGUGGUUGCUGUUUCUGUAAUCAUGGUGAUUUACUUACUGCCCAGAUGUACCUUUACCAAAGAAGGCUGCCAUAAAAAAAACCAGUCAAUUGGACUAAUUCAGCCAUUUGCAACAAAUGGGAAAUUGUUUCCAUGGGCACAGAUCAGGCUUCCCACUGCCAUUGUGCCACUACACUAUGAACUCAACCUACACCCGAACCUAACCUCGAUGACAUUCAGGGGUUCUGUGACAAUUUCAGUUCAGGCUCUUCAGGUCACAUGGAAUAUCAUUCUUCAUAGCACAGGUCAUAAUAUUUCAAGAGUGACCUUUAUGUCAGCAGUUUCAAGCCAAGAAAAACAAGUUGAGAUCCUGGAAUAUGCAUAUCAUGGACAGAUCGCCAUUGUUGCCCCCGAAGCCCUUCUAGCAGGGCACAAUUACACGUUGAAGAUAGAGUACUCGGCAAAUAUGUCUAGAUCUUACUUUGGGUUUUAUGGCUUCUCCUACACAGAUGAAAGUAAUGAGAAAAAGUACUUUGCAGCAACUCAGUUUGAACCCCUGGCAGCAAGAUCUGCUUUUCCUUGUUUUGAUGAACCAGCAUUUAAAGCCACUUUUAUCAUCAGGAUCAUAAGGGAUGAGCAAUACACCACUUUAUCAAAUAUGCCUAAGAAGUCAUCAGUCAUUCUAGAAGAUGGACUUGUUCAGGAUGAGUUUUAUGAGAGUGUGAAGAUGAGCACUUACUUGGUUGCUUUCAUUGUGGGAGAGAUGAAGAACCUGAGUCAGGACAUAAAUGGAACCCUGGUUUCUAUAUAUGCUGUACCAGAAAAGAUUGGUCAAGUUCGCUAUGCCUUGGAGACAACUGUGAAGCUUCUUGAGUUUUAUCAAAACUACUUCGAAAUUCAGUACCCACUUAAGAAAUUGGAUUUGGUGGCUAUUCCUGACUUUGAAGCAGGAGCAAUGGAAAAUUGGGGUUUGCUCACCUUCCGAGAGGAGACGCUUCUGUAUGACAAUAACACUUCUUCAGUGGCGGAUAGAAAACUGGUGACUAAAAUCAUUGCUCAUGAGCUGGCCCACCAGUGGUUUGGCAAUCUGGUAACAAUGAAGUGGUGGAAUGAUCUAUGGCUAAAUGAAGGUUUUGCCACUUUCAUGGAGUAUUUCUCUUUGGAAAAAAUAUUCAAAGAGCUUUCUAGUUAUGAAGAUUUCUUAGAUGCUCGAUUUAAAACCAUGAAGAAAGAUUCCUUAAAUUCAUCUCAUCCAAUAUCAUCAUCUGUUCAGUCUUCAGUACAAAUUGAAGAAAUGUUUGAUUCUCUUUCCUAUUUUAAGGGAGCUUCUCUCCUGUUGAUGCUGAAAACUUACCUUAGUGAAGACGUGUUUCAACAUGCUGUUAUCCUUUACCUGCAUAAUCACAGCUAUGCAUCAAUUCAAAGUGAUGAUCUGUGGGAUAGUUUUAAUGAGGUCACAAACCAAACACUAGAUGUAAAGAGAAUGAUGAAAACCUGGACCCUGCAGAAAGGAUUUCCUUUAGUGACUGUUCAAAAGAAAGGAAAGGAACUUUUUAUACAACAAGAGAGAUUCUUUUUAAAUAUGAAGCCUGAAAUUCAGCCUUCAGAUACAAGCUACCUGUGGCAUAUUCCACUAUCCUAUGUCACUGAAGGAAGAAAUUAUUCAAAAUAUCAAUCGGUAUCAUUACUGGAUAAGAAAUCAGGUGUCAUCAAUCUUACAGAAGAAGUGCUGUGGGUCAAAGUGAAUAUAAACAUGAAUGGUUAUUAUAUUGUACACUAUGCAGAUGAUGAUUGGGAAGCACUAAUCCAUCAGUUGAAAAUAAAUCCUUAUGUUCUGAGUGACAAAGACCGAGCCAACCUUAUCAACAACAUCUUUGAACUUGCAGGCCUAGGCAAGGUACCUCUCAAGAGGGCCUUUGAUUUGAUUAAUUAUCUUGGAAAUGAGAACCAUACUGCACCCAUCACUGAAGCCCUGUUUCAGACAGACCUCAUCUAUAACCUCCUUGAAAAACUGGGAUACAUGGAUCUGGCCUCAAGACUGGUGACCAGGGUAUUUAAAUUACUUCAAAACCAAAUUCAACAACAAACUUGGACUGAUGAGGGCACUCCAUCUAUGCGAGAGCUUCGGUCAGCCUUGCUAGAGUUUGCUUGCAUCCACAACCUGGGGAACUGCUCUACUACUGCCAUGAAACUGUUUGAUGACUGGAUGGCAUCCAAUGGAACUCAAAGCCUGCCUACUGAUGUCAUGACAACUGUGUUCAAAGUUGGAGCAAAAACUGACAAAGGCUGGUCAUUCCUUUUGGGCAAAUACAUUUCUAUAGGCUCUGAAGCAGAGAAGAACAAAAUACUAGAAGCACUUGCCAGCUCAGAGGAUGUGCGGAAGCUUUACUGGUUAAUGAAAAGUAGCCUGAAUGGAGAUAACUUCCGAACACAGAAGCUGUCUUUUAUCAUUAGAACAGUGAGUCGACAUUUUCCGGGACACUUACUGGCAUGGGAUUUUGUCAAAGAGAACUGGAAUAAGCUUGUACAGAAGUUCCAUCUGGGGUCCUAUACCAUACAAAAUAUUGUUGCUGGAUCAACUUACCUGUUUUCAACAAAGACACAUUUAUCUGAGGUUCAGGCAUUCUUUGAAAAUCAGUCAGAGGCAACCUUCCGGCUUCGUUGUGUCCAGGAGGCUUUGGAAGUCAUUCAGUUGAAUAUCCAGUGGAUGGAGAAGAACCUCAGAAGUCUCACAUGGUGGCUGUAGCAUGCACAACCGCACCUCAUUUUGUUGCCCAUUCAGAGAGCUUGUAAGCUUGGGCUCUGCUGCUUUUGCAAAAGCCAAGGUAAAGCCAGGAUCGCUGCCGAGUUGUUUGCACUCUUUGGAGUUCUAGUUAGCUCAGGGCCUGACUGUAUUUUUCAUCCAUCUUUUCUGAAGUGUCUUUGGGCAGUAUGUAGUUAUUUAUUACAAAAUUAUAUUCACCUAAAUGCCAACCAUCUACAAAAACAAUUAGUAAUUUUUCUACUUUGAAGAUACACAGAUAGGGAAAAAAACCCUGUUUUGGAAUUCUGUUCUAUUCCUCAGUAUCUAGAAAGUUACUGACACAGUAAAACAAGGAAAGCUCUACCCUAAGAGCCGCCAUCACUGCAGGCCGCUGGUUUGUCAGUCGUCUGUUGCUUCUUAUUGAUAGAUGGUAUUGGAAUGUGGUACAAAGUUAGCUCUGAAGAAUAUGGUAACGAAGACAAUAAAGCAUGCACUGUAAGAACUGACCUCAGGUGUGCAGAUCUACUUUGAUUUGGGGUUUUGAUUAAUUCUUUAGUUUUCUGAAAAAAAGUUUAAAUAAUGUCUGUAACUAUUGUGUUUUUUUCCUGCAGAAUAGCCAGGUGCUACAGAUUUUUAAAAUUUUUGUUGUAUUGAAAAGCUAAACAAGGCCAAAAGGUUAAAUUUUUUGAAUAUUUAAGACUCUUUGUCAUCUUUUAUAGCAUUACCAUAGGAAACUGUUCCAAACUGAGUUAGCUUUAAUUAUAAUUAUUUUAUUCAUAAAUGGUGAUAGUCCCCAAAUCUGUACACCUUUAUCACUCCCUGCCGUAGAUAUACUUUAGGUUAGUAUUUCUACAUUCGUGGCAAGCAUUUUGGUAACACCAGUGGUUUUCAUUGUGACUUUUAUCACUGUUACUAAGAAUGCAAUUUAAGUUGCCUUUUGGCAUCAUAGAUCAUAGAAACUUUCUCUCUGAAUCAUACCCAUGUGUGAAUUUUCAUUUUAUAUGAUAGUGUAGCAUAUUAGAAGCAUAUUUUAAAACAGAGCCUUUGAGAAAUUGAAAAAAAAAUAUUUGAAGUUCACCAUAGUACCUUAAAGGAACAAAGAGAAUGUGGGAUAGGAGUAACUUGAAUUCGUGUUUAGUAUGGUGGGCUUUGAAUUUUUUUCACUAUCAAAAAUAGUGCUUCUGUUUAGUUAAAAAUUGUAGUUUUUCUUUUUUUGUGUGUCCAAACUAACAUAAAAGGAGUGGUCAAAGAAGGAAAGAAAGAAAAAUGAGGGAGGAUGUCCGAAACUGUAUGGCAUUUUACUCCUUCUGAAAGAGAAAUACUGUACUUAAAUUUUUGAGCUAUGCAGACUUAUACCUAGAUUGUUGUGUUUCUUUGAUUCUUAGGAGAAAAGCUUUCUUCCUAAUAAUUCUUGAGAACUUUAUAUUUUGUUUGAAAACAGUUUCUAUGUACAUAAAAAGAGUAGUUACUCAUUUGUGAGCACUUAAAACACUCCACAGAGUCAGACAGUGGGAAAGGUCACCCUUUUUUUAUUCAGCAGGUAUAAAGUUAGAAUGUAUGGAAUUGUGAAUAAAAUUAUAUUUUAUUUUAUGAAAAUAUUUUUAUAUAAUAAAAUUUAAAAGGCUGGUGGGCUAAAAAAAUAGUUGUCUUUAAUCCUAGUGUGUUUUCCCCAAUUUAGUCUUUUCUAAAAUUUAUCUGUUUUAGAGUAGAAAAUAUUAUAUCCUGAGAAUCACAGAAUCAUCUAAGUAUGUCUUAUUCAACUGAGGUGAUUGUAAGUCUUUAUUCUUGUGCUUUGGUUAAAUGAAUAAUAAUUUAGUUGAUAGUGAAAGUUAAUGUGUUUUUAUAUUUUUAGAGUGAGGGAAAAAUACUAAACUUUUGAGAGUUUUGUUGUCGUUGCUGGUUUUUUACCAUGUACUAAAUUCCAUUUUGAUACAAAAUUUAAAUUUUGUAACUUCUCAAAAUCAGUUAAGAUUCUUCAGUUUUACCUGUGCUUCUUGACAUCGCUCCUAUAAUAUAUGUUAGUUAACUCUGCAUAUGGCAAAUCUUGUCUUGAAUUAUAUCAUUUCUCUCACUUUCUCUCUCUCUCUGUGUGUGUGUGUGUGUGUGUGUGUGUGUGUGUGUGUGUGUGUAGUGUGGGGGGGUAUUGUUAUGAGUAAAACUUUAUCAAAACUUGUCCUGAAAAAGAGAUAACUCAUGAUCCAUUGCUAUCUUUAUUACUCAAAGGCUGUUCAUUCCCAUAAUACCAGAUCCAUAAUAGUUGUAGUUUUUUUGUUGUUGUUGCCCUUACCUUAAUUAUUUGUAGUUUUAGUAGGCCUUGCCUCAGUUUUUCCCACAGAAUUCCAUAAUUUUAAUGUUGAACUAACCCAUCUAUAUAGGACUUCUAAAAACUACGUCAGGAAUGUAAGGUUAAAUGAGAGGUAGAACUUGUAGUGUAAUAGGUAUAAUGGUAGCUUUCAAAGUUUUAUCUUCUCAAAACAUUGUCUUAGCCAGUGCAUUUCUGAAAACUCAGACUGAAGCACAGAAGUCACAGUAUGCUUCUUUUAUUUAAGCACACAGAUUCAUGACACAAGUACUUGUUGAACAAGUGUUCUCAUUGCAGAGAGAUCUACUUGAAUAUAAAAGGGUCAUCAUACUAGAUUAUUAAAAAAGAAUUGGAAAUCUUGAGUUGUGGAAGAAAUGUUUAUGCUUUGGAGAUCUAAAAAAGUUAUGAAUGUAGGAAUUAGAUGAGUCCAGUUUGUUCUGUUAAUAUAAAACGGUUAGAUAUAUUAAACUGCAAGUAGUAUCAGCUUCACCAUAAGCUUGGGCCUUCCUCCAUCUUGUUUUAUUUAAGUCUCUUUAAAUGAAAUUUUGUUGUCAUUGUUUCAGCGUUCAUGAACUUUCUUACUAUCACAGGUUCUACUUUAAUUUUCCUUGCCAUAUGUGUUUCCAUUUUAUGGGACAUUAGCCACCAUAGGAACACAAGAGUUGUCGUCAGAAGACUCCUGGGUAUAGAGAGCAAAUCAAGCUGCAUCAGUAUUAUAGGGUACCAAACAGAAUCCUUUCUAGUAGGAAAUAAGAAAUCAGUUAAGUGUUGGCUGGGCACGGUGGCUUAUGCCUGUAAUCCCAGCAUUUUGGAAUGCCAGGGUGGGCAGACCAUUUGAGGCCAGGAAUUCUAAACCAGCUUGGCCAACAUGGCAAAACCCCAUCUCUACUAAAAAUAUAAAAAUUAGCUGGGCAUGGUGGUGCAAACCUGUAAUCCCAGCUACUUGGGAGGCACGAGAAUCACUUGAACCCAGGAGGUGGAGGUUGCAGUCAGCCAAGGUUGUGCCACUGCACUCCAGCCUGGGUGACAAAGCGAGACCGUCUCAAAAAACAACAACAAAAAAGAGUUAAGUGUUGAUUUUGUUGGAUUACUGACAGUUUGUUGAGGUGGAUUUUAAGAAGAGUCUAUUCAAACCAAAGUACCUGAAACCAUAAUCUGCCAUCAGAUUGCUAAACAUUCACAUAAUCCCCAUGUUUCAUGGGGCUUCAGGGAAGGCAAAUACAUCUGAGAUGAGCCACCUCCAAGGACAGCACUUCCUGGGCUGCAAAACUAGAUCUGGAUUUUGUUACUUAGGCCUCUCUAAAAACUGAGGCCAUGGAUAUGACAUAGCUUUUCUUCUCACCUUUGCCAUUGUUACUUUUGUAUUUAUUGGAAUUAAAUCUCUUUUUAAAGAGCUUCCUUCCCCCUUCACCCCAUUUGUAUUUUUAAAAACUAAGUUAUAUAUAUAUUUGCUUGUUUUUGCAUUCUUUUAUUUUGUGCUCCAUUCCCUGCUUUGCCAAUUAAGUACCACAUGAAAAGUAGAGGUCCAAAAGUAUGGUAAAUCUCCUCCCUUAACCUUAUUGCCUGCGUGGGUGACAGCUAAUAGAAAAGUUGAUCGAUUUUUUUUCAGUGGUUUUUUUGGGAGUAUAUACUUUAAAAAUGUACAUACAUGUUUUUGAUAGUUUUUAUAUUAUUUCAUUUUGUAUAUUUUUUUCCUGAUGAAGAGUGAUAUAUCAUCCUAUGAAAAUUUCAUCUACCCUUCCCAUUUUACCUGUAUGGGCAGUAGCUACAGACUAGUUACUUGGUUUCCUUCUUUGGAAGAAGGUGGUGAUGUUGAGAGGAGAGCAAGGUAUGUUCUUUUAAAAGUGUGUACAGAUGUUUUUGCUAUUUUGUGUUAUUUCAUUUUGUAUUUCAUUCAUCCAUUUUGUGGACGUGUAGAUAAAACAUGGUGGUCCAAAAGCAUGACAGAUGUCCCCUUUGCGUUUCUCCUUAUUGUUCACAUAGACGAUAACUGACAAAGUAGUCCUAGUUGCUGUUGUUUUGAUCUAGUCUUGAGGGCUGGGGUUGUAUAUUAUUCUUUCAAGUGUGUAUAAAUAUUGUGCCACCUUUUUAUACUUCAUUUUAUACUUGUUUCCUUGUAUGGAUGCAUAUAUACUUAAUGAAAAUUGAGGUUCAGAGUAUGACAAAUCUCCUCUUUUCCCUUUUCCUUACUGCCUAUUUAGGCAAUAGCUAAUAGAGUAGUUUGUUUUGUUUUGGGGUGUGGGAGAGAGUGGAGUAUGUACUUAAUGUAUAUAAAUAAACUUGCUACUACAUUGUAUUACUAAUUUAGUUCACACUGUGUCCUUCUCAUGGAUGUGAAAGUACCAAUGAAAUGUGAAGAUCUUGAUGUAUAACAGUCUCCCAUUCUCCUCAUCCCUUAUUGACUGCUGGGCAGUAGCUAACAGAGUAGUUGUCAAGUGGAGUAUUCGAGGUGAUGGGGAGGGACGGGGAAGGUAGGAAAAUGCACUUAAUGUAUAUAUAUGUUUUUACUACUACAUUGUAUUAAUUAAUUGGGUGCCCAGACUGAAAGGUACCUAAUGAACCAUGGAGUUCCGGAUGUAUAACAGUCUCCUCUUUUCCCUUUCCCUUAUUGCACAUGUGGGCAAUACUUAAGGGUAGUUUGGGUUUAUUGAAGAUUUUUUGCUAGGAGAGAGAAAAUGGUUUCAGGGUAAGAGUGUAUACUUUAAACAUGUAUAUAAAUGUUUUUGCUACUUUUCUGUCACUACCUUUCUUACCUUGUCCUUUACAUGGAUAUAUGAAGAAAAUUGAGUUUCAGCCUGUAGCAACUCUCCUCUUCUCCCCUUCCCUUAUUGUCUGUGUGGGCAGGUGUCUAAGAGAGUAGUUGAUUAGCUUCAGGGAUUCUUCUGUGGGUAUUGGGGUAUAUACUUUUGUAUAUGUAUGUACAUAUUUUUACUUCUUUAUUAUAGUGUUUCAUUGGGUACCCGGUCCUUCACUUGGAUGUGUAGGUUCCUAAUGAGCCAUGGAGUUAUGGAUGUAUAACAAUCUCUUCUCCCUUUACCCUUUUCUUGUAUAUGGGCAAUGAUUUUAAAGUAGCUUGGAUUUUUUGAAGUUUUGAGGGGUGGGAGGGGUCUAAGGCAGAAUAUGUACUUUUUAAAAAUGUAUAUAUACUUUUCAUUACUAUAUUGUAUUAUUUCAUGCUGUACCCAGUCCAUUGCUUGGACUUACGGGUACCUAAUGAAACGUGGAGGUCCGGAUGUAUGAAAAUCUCCUCUUUUCCCCUUUCCUUAUUGCCUCUGUAGGCAAUAAUUAUAGAGUAGUAUAGAUGGUUUUUCUUUUUUACUCCAUCUGCCUAUCUCCAGGAGGAUGGGGUGUGCACUUUUAGAAAUGUAUAUAAAUGUUCUUGCUCGUUUUUCCUGAUACUUCAUUGUGUGCCAAGGCCUUUCCAUGGAUACUUAGGUACGUAAUGAAAAUUGAGGUUCAUUCUAUGAAAAAAUCUCCCCUUCUCCCCUUCCCUUAUUGCCUGUCUCGGCAAUGGCCAGUAGAGUAGUUGUUUAAGGGAUUUUUUUUUUUUUUUUUUUUGGUAGGGGAGGUGGGGAAUUUCUGGGUUUGUCUUUUUUUUAAUGUAUAUAAAAGUUUGCUAGUUAUUGUUCUUUCACUCUCAACACAGUUUUUUGUUUGGAGUUGUAGGAAUCAAAUGUAAUGAGGGACCCAGACCCGAGAGUGUGGUAAAUAUUCUUUCCCUUCCUCAGAGCCUGUGUACACAAGCAAGUAGUAUGUGAGCACUACAGGGCUUGGGUUUUGGUUUUUUGCUUUUGAGGGUUUUAAUGAGGAGUGGGAUUGUUGAGAGGAAAAGGCAAGAUAUAUAAUUUUUUUAAUGUAUAUAAAUGUUUUGCUCCUUUUUGGUGUUAAUUUCAUUUUGAAUCUGGUCCUUUGUAUGACCACUUAGGUACUUAAUAGUAAUAAAGUUGAGAUUGACUCUAUGAAAAAUAUCCCAUACUCCCCAUCCCUCAUUGCCUAGGGGGCAAUGGUAGAAUAGGUGUUUGGUUUCUUUUGGGGGUGUCUGGGUGUGUAAGUGUGUGUAUACACACACAAGAACACACAUAUUUCUAUACUAUACACACACAUUUUAAUGUAUAUAAAUAUUUGCUACAUUCUGUGUGUUAUAUAAUGUGGUACCCAGUCCUCUUCUGGGACAUGGAUGUACAUAAUGAAACAUGGAGGUCCAGACGUAUGAUAACUCUCCUCUGUUUCCCUUCCCUCAUUGCCUGCAGGGGCAAUAGUUUCAUAUCUUCGGUUUUUUAUGGUUUGAUUUUUUUUUUUUUACGGGGAGGGGUUCUUUGGGUGGGUAAUAGUCAGGGGUAAAGGACAGUGCCUAUACUUUUUAAAGAUGUAUAUAAAUGUUUCAUGUUAUUGGUUUUGUACCUAGUCCUUGGCGUGGAUAUAUAGGUACCUAAUGAAAAUCGAGGAUCAGUGUAUGACAAAUCUCCCAUCCUCCCCUUUCCUUAUUGCCUGUGUCGGCAAUAGCAAGUAGAAUAGUUGUGUGUUGUUUACUUACUUGUCUGUUUUGGAGAGAUUUCUAUUUUUGGUAGGGGAAUAUUCUUAAUAUGUUUUCAUAUCUUUAUUUCAUUUUGUAGUCUUUUGCAUGGCUAUGUAGGGACCUAAUGAAAGUUGAGUUUCAUAAUAUGACAGCUCACUUCUUCUUUUCCUACAUAUUUCCUCACUUAGCAGUAGCUAGUAUAGUUAUUUUGUGGUUAUUUUAUUUCAUUCUCUAGGAUCUAUUCCAUUAAGGAUGCAAGUAUAUAGAUGCACAUAUAUCAUUUGCUUCUUUUUUCCGCCAUUAUUUUCCUUUAACACUUAGUCCCUUGCAAGGGGUCUGACUGUACCUAACAAAAAUAAAGACCUACUAAAUCCCUGCCAUCUGGCUGGAAGGUGUAGCAGUGUAGUAAUGUAACUAAUGGCAACAGGUGUGCAGCAGAUAAGACAGGAGAAGACACUUGGCUAUGGUUGAGUUGUGAAAGUGAAUUAGAUCCAGCAUUUCUUAUGUUGAUUCAAAUUGAAUGAGGUAGUGAAAAGGGACCUGUGCUUUUGUAAAUUCUAGAAAGGCAAGAGGACAGUAUUGAAUAAAGGUGUGUUUAAACUUCAUUGCUCAUAUAUCUUUUAGUAACUGGUAAACCGGCGAAGCUGAUAAGCCAAUAAGAGUGCUGUCUAGAACGCAUUUCCAAACCCUUAAGAGUAGCUUCUUUUUGAGGCCUGGACUUCUGGUUCAUUUAUAGAAGUCUAUUACGAUUCCAUCAAUUGCAUAGCUUGUGUACCUGGUAGAAAUUGUGUCUUGGAAUGACCCUUUCAAGUUAUUGACAUGGCUCUGAUGAAUAGAACAUGAGUCCCAAAACUAAAUCCAAAAGGAAUUUUCUACCUUUCAUCCCCAACAUGUGGCAAGACAAGUUGGCCCUUUCCUACCCAGAGGUCUUUUGUGUGACUGCAUUUUUCUCCUCCGUUCUCCAUUGUGUGCUUUCCAUUUUGUCUUUAGUGCCUAUACUGUUAGGUGUUUUCUUCACUGGCAUUCACAAAUUUAAGGCAUUGCUGCCUCAUUAGCCUUGUAUUUUGUGUGCAUAUCAUGUAUCCAGACCUGUAUGUUCACUUUAAGCAUUCUUAUAUCACACUGUCUCCUCAUCUACCAUAUGGUAAAUGUUAAAACUCCACAUUUGUCUGCAUCAGAGAAAAUGCAUGGGCACACAUAGUCCCUCCCUCCCUCUCUGCUCUCCUCCCUUCCUUCAGGCCUCUUAGCAUUGUUUGUUUUCCCAUUUCUGAUACUACUACUCCAUGCUGAAGAUUUGCCAUAUUACUAUUUUGGAAACAUUGAGUGAUAGAACUCCUAGAAAAUUUGCAAAGAAAUGUUAUAUACUGUAUAUCAAACUCUCAGGUUCUAGUGUUGAAAAAGUAGCCUAUACUUUGCUAUUACUUAUACCUGCUGCCAUAGAAAAAAAUAAGUUUAUUCAUGACACAUUUACAUUUGAUCAUAAAUAAAAGAAAAAAAGGACACCUUUUCGGAGUUAGUCAUGGUAGUCAUUAGUGAUAUUUCUGAACAGUUCUUAAUUUAAAAUACUUCAAAGGAAGUAAAGGUCAUGGCUUAGCUGAAGGAAAUGCUCCAGAAAUUGGACUGUGUAAACCAUCAGUACAAUAAUACACUGUGUAUGUAUGUGUAUAUAAAAUGAGAAUUACGGCAUAAUUGGAGCAUUUGCAUUAAUCAACAAACUCACAUUGAGACAAAACUUAGUUUUACAGCUGUCUUGAUUAAAGCCAAGUGUUCCAUGUUGCUGUGAAGAAUAGCCUCUUUCAAAUACUUUGGAAAGUAGUUACUUGGAAACUUGUAAAGGUAUUACAUUUUUAUAUUUAAACACCUAUAGAGAUCUUCAAUUCCUUGAGUCUGAGCUUGUGGGUGGAAUUCUAAAUUUGUAUCAUAAUCUGUCUUUCAUGAAAGAUUUUGAAAAUAUGUAUAUAUAAUAUUGUAUAUGCAAAUUGUGUUGUUUCACUUGUAAAGGGAAAAGGCUUAUUUUUCUUUAUAUUUCUGAUAACUUGUUUUGCAUAUGACCAGCACUGACUGAAAGGCAUGUGUAACUGCAAACACUGUUGCUUUUUUUGUGAAAUGAAAAUAAAAGUAUUUAAAUACAAA
Messenger RNA from Pongo pygmaeus (Bornean orangutan), 14115 nucleotides. RefSeq names its product leucyl and cystinyl aminopeptidase (gene LNPEP). NCBI's taxonomy places the organism in Eukaryota, Metazoa, Chordata, Mammalia, Primates, Hominidae. Gene Ontology annotation, cellular component: cytoplasm; plasma membrane. Bases 2090 to 5167 code for a protein of 1025 amino acids. The transcript has 18 exons. Gene Ontology annotation, molecular function: zinc ion binding; peptide binding; metalloaminopeptidase activity. The record is from RefSeq and is a predicted model, not a curated record. Gene Ontology annotation, biological process: peptide catabolic process; proteolysis; regulation of blood pressure.